Messenger RNA from Suillus clintonianus, 2214 nucleotides. RefSeq lists its product as uncharacterized. The coding region runs from base 1 to 2214 and encodes 737 amino acids. The transcript has 4 exons. The record is from RefSeq and is a predicted model, not a curated record. Lineage: Eukaryota; Fungi; Basidiomycota; Agaricomycetes; Boletales; Suillaceae.
AUGGGUCCUUUCGACGACCUUGAUGAUGAACAAAGGUAUGUUACACAAACUUAUCAUUCUACCCGUCUCAUCCCCCACAGGAUCAGCAUCGCCAAUGAACACCCCAACGAUCUCGAGUCUGGGCCUUCUUCUCCCUCCUCCCCACCCAGCUACCUCCGUCCUCGCCGUCAGAGCAAAUCAAACUCCCGCCACCGCUCACAACACACCACCACAGACGGAGGCUCAAGUAGCCACCUCCUCGCCCGCCUCAUCGCCCGCGACGACGAGGUCCGCGAAAUCAACGCCCUCCUCGUCGUCACCUCAGAACGCCUCGAGACCGAGUCAAACCGCGCUAACAGCUCAGAGCGCCGUGCCCUCGAAUACUUCAACCGAUUGCGCCAGGCAACCGAAAAUCGCGAACGCGCAGAACAGGAUUCAGCUCGUCUGCGUGAGGAGCUGAAGUUGUACAAACUACAGCUCGACAAUGCACAAAAAGAGAUCUUUCGAGCUCAAGAUAUCAUUAAUCAGGUUUCGGCACAGAAGUGUGAAGCCGAGGCGGAGGCUGCGAGAGCAAGGACCAAGGCGAGGAAGUUGCAGGAAGAGAAGAUGAUGAUGAUUGCCCACGAGGAUGGCAGGCGGCGUGGUUACAAGCAGGGCCUAUCGAUCGGACGUCGGCUCGGUUUCGACGAAGGAAGCACGAUAAGAUACGAGGAUGAUCCGGCCCGACAAGUGCGUCGGCCUACCGUCCCACAAGAUGGCGGAGACGAAGAGGAAGAAGAAGAGUCAAUCCACUCUGAACGUAAUGAUUUGCCGAGGGCGCCCCCACGCUCUUCAAGACACGUGCGCCCGGAGUCUGUUCCCCCUGUUGGGACAUACAAUACUUCGGUUGCUGUCAUACCAGUUCCACCACCGCCAGUGAACCCAGUCCGGUCCCAUUCUCCUCCAGAAAGAAUCAGUACACCCUCAUCGCCAUCGAGUCCUUCAGCGGAGAACGUUUACCCCGUACAAGUGCGCACAGCAUCCAGUCACUCAGCCGAUGUUGGCCGAGAUGGUUGGAUACCACGAGCUGACCCACAGACAUCCUAUAUCCCAAUCCCACCACCACACGGGCUCUCUGAGCCCGUCGCCCGAAGCUCUAGCACGCACUCACACGACCAACAGCACGGUGGUUUGUAUGAUGCCGGAGACCCAGGUUACGCUCUUGUGAGAACCCGCGAUUAUGCAUAUGCCCAACCAGCCCCGAUUCCGGUCCCAGGACCACGUACUCCAUCCCUUUUGUCGCGAUCAACAUCCACGCACAUGUCCCAAUAUGAGCUCGUAAGCGCACCUGCCGAACGCCACGGAAGCUCGAUUCGUCACGACGUAUCUUCCGCACACUCAAGGAGUGAACGACAUACGUCAUCACACGGUGGAUAUGCACCCGACAAAAGCCGGAAGGAGGAUUUGAUAGAACAAUGGCGUGCAGACCCGGAAGUUGUUGCUACAGCAACUCCUGGGACGGCCCAACCCAUGCCAUCUCCUGGAUCUCAUCGGGAGUCAUCCAUCAUGCCUGCCCCAUAUACUGAUUCCCGUCCCUCAAGCCAAGUAGAAUCCCACCAAUCGCAAGUUCCCUCCCAGAAACGAAGCCCACCACGCUCAAGAAACCCACUCGACUACUUCAACCUGAGACAGCGAUUCCACUCACGAACGCAGUCUGCCGCCAGCGUUCCAAAUAUAACUGUCGAACCACCCUCCGAUGAGGCUUCGACGCCGUCCGAGCACACGCAUCUGUCACGUCUGGAGCUUCUGAGUCCGGACGCUGCUGCUCAUCGGCCGCUUCCUCCGGCUCAGAGUUAUGAAGAACGGGAUCGGUCGAGGGUGCCUGAAGGUCGAUCUGGAGAUGCGCAUGGUGUUUAUCGCUCGAGUACGGCUGCGCAGGCGCAGCCUUCAUGGCCAGAAGCACCAGGACGUGAACGAGAACGUGAUCGGGACAGGGACUCCCAAUCUCAAUCGCAAUAUUCUCGCUCAAGAAGCCGAGGACCGGAAGAUCGUGAUCGUGAACAUGGACUUUACCAGAUGUCUCCUAUUCCCGAGGGUAUCACGUACCCUGACACACCGCUGCGUGCGCCGUCGUCCCAUAGCCAACGCCAAAACCAUAGUUAUAGCCAUGGCCAGCGUCGCAAACCAGAAUCUGAAGCAUCGAGCUCGCCGGCAUUGCAGAGACCGAUAUCACUUUUCUCUGACCAGGAUGGGUGA